This is a messenger RNA of Drosophila willistoni, 514 nucleotides long. RefSeq lists its product as uncharacterized. The record is from RefSeq and is a predicted model, not a curated record. The transcript has 2 exons. Bases 96 to 401 code for a protein of 101 amino acids. Lineage: Eukaryota; Metazoa; Arthropoda; Insecta; Diptera; Drosophilidae.
AAUAAAUGUAGUUAAAAAUAGCAAUAGAAUAAACACAAAAACGGAAUCAGCAAGCUGAUACAAUUUAAAUAAUACAAACUACAAAAUAAAAGGUCAUGGAACAAUCCCAGAAACAGAAAAUGCAACCAUCACCGAGUGUCAAAGAAUUAGUCAACAGAUUCGAAACCCUACUGAAACUGAAUGAUCCUGAAAAGGUAAUGCGAGCAUUGGAAAAUAAUGCAUAUAAGUUGCAGAAUAUGUCUGAAAUGACGAGCAAUUCAAGACCAACUCCAAAAACAAGCCAGAUUAAGCCAGAAUGGCAACGUAUUAUAGACGGAAUGAUACUUGAUCGGCGUCGAAUUGAGAAAAUAAAAGAGGAGCGUCGUCAGCAAAUACGUGAAAAGUACACACAACUCAAGUGAACACAAUUUAAACCAAAAUUGUUUCAAUUUUUUAAAAUUUUAUUUUGUUAUAUUCUUUUUUCUCGUUUUUUUAGUUUGCUCAAAUAUAUGGAAGUGAAUGUGUCAUGUUUAAA